Parnassius apollo (apollo) is the source of this 12600-nucleotide messenger RNA. Lineage: Eukaryota; Metazoa; Arthropoda; Insecta; Lepidoptera; Papilionidae. The record is from the annotation of a GenBank genome assembly.
AUGGUUGGUGAAUUUUUGUUGAAAAACUUUAAUAAAGUAUUCAAAAUUAUACCAUCAGAGUACGAAAAAGAGAUGAGGCUGAGUACUGAGGAACGACUACAAAGUUUAAACAACGUUAUUAUAGAUAACAUUGUUAAUAAUCGUGAAGAUAAAAAACAUGCUGUUUUGUCGUUCACACCUAGAAUAAUUAUAUUUCAAAACUUUAAACCAAAUGACAAAUAUGUUACAAAAUUUUCUGUGAAGAAUAUAAGCAAGGUCCCAACAUAUCUAAAAAUGGUUUUUAAGGAAUCUCCUUAUUUCUCCAUAAAGAUGAAUAGACCUCAACCUUUAUCAAGAUUGGCUCCUGGCAUAAGUGCUUCGUUUAUUAUCACUUUUAUACCAACGCUACUGGAGGAUUACAUCCACAAGAUAACAUUUUACACAGAUCUGGAUAAAUAUAUAGUACCUUUGAUAGGUAUGGGUCCUAGGCCAAUAUUUAAUUUUCCUGAUGAACUGACAAUUCCAAAAGCACCUUUAAAAGUCGAGAGUAAUUAUUUACUAACUAUUCGUAAUGUAGGUAUGGUUCCUUCCGGGUUUACUUUAGACACAAAAUGCCCUUUUUCCGUACAACCUAAGUCGGCCUAUCUUAACUGUGAUGAACAAAUUGAAAUUAAAGUUUCUUUUAAAACGAUGCACUUGGGCUACACACAAGAACUACUACGAGUAGUGUAUGAAACAGGUGAAAAAUUCAUAAUAAAAUUGUCCGGCACGGCACAUGCUGUAAGUGUUGAGUUAGAGAAGCAAAUAAUUAAGUUUCCCGAAACGUAUAAUGGCAUGGUGCAGCAGCAAAUAUUGAAAAUUAGCAAUAAAUCCGAUUAUGUCCUUACAUACAUGUGUAUGAAGAACGAAUGUGUUUACUAUGAUUUUAAGGAUAAAGUAAAACUCGCAACUGUUUUCUACAAUCUGAAAGAGAGUGAAGCAGCUAAAUGUGCAAAACUGGUUCGAUAUGAUGUUCUAAGCAGUACCGAACAUGAAAGAGUUUACACCAGAAUAUUUUGUGAUGAAAUACAAGCUCUAGUGGCAGACGAAACACUAUAUUUCCGAGAUAGUCAUUACUCUAUAUCACCCGUUAGAGGUCAGUUGUGGCCGAACAAGACCAGUGAAAUAACUUUAACAUUCUCUCCGACGCAAAUAGGAGAACUGGAUGCUAUAGCUUAUUUUGAUAUAGAUGGUGUUGCUGAUCGAAUUCCUUUAAAGUUAUCAGGAACUUCAUUGCCUCCAUCUAUACAUCUAAAUUUGGAGACCCUUGACAUGAGCUCUGUAUAUAUUAAUAAAAAAUAUAACUACGAAAUUAUCGCUAUAAAUAAUGGACAUAUUAAUGGUGUUAUUCUUUACAAGGAAUCAUCCACACUUUUUGGCAGUAAAAUAACUUGUACACCUGUUUGUCGUUCUCUGCGCCCUGGUGAGAAAGACAUGUUUGUUGUUUCUUUCUUAAACUCUAAUCCUGGUCCAUUCUUAGAAGAAAUCAACUUCAUCAUACGUGAUACAGACGUCAAACUUAAGGUGUUCUUGAAAGGUGAAAUUAUUUAUCCAUCAGUUAUAUUCAGCGUACCAUCAUUGGACUUUGGAGACAUUAGCUUGGGUAUGAAAAUACAACACAAACAAUUAGUAGUAGUAGAAAUUAUUUGUAAAUACUUUAAUCUAUUUUGUGAAGGUGUCCCUAAAACGUUAAUUUUAGAAUUAAUUAAUGAAUCGAAUGUACAUGUAUCGGGUGUCGUUAAGAUACCAUCGGAUGGUUUGGGAAUUAGUAGUAUCACAUUAACUGAUUAUGCUUAUGCUGAUCAUCCUAAACCAGAAAUACCGAGAUGGCCUCGAGAGUUUGAAAUUGAACCUAGUAAAAUAAUAAUGGACCCAGAAUCAAUGAUAAUUUUGAAGGUUACAUUAACGGCAAAUCUAAUAAGAUCACAUCGAACAGCUCUCGAGCUGGAGCUUGAGAAAUCCGAUAGGCGGUCUUUAACUUUACCUAUAACAUAUAAUGCGACUAUCCCUUAUCUUACACCAGCUCCUAAUAUUAACCUGAGAGCUUGUUUCUUAGACUAUCCCUAUGUUAACGUCAUAAAUGUAACGUCAAAUGAUUUUUGUGGGUAUUUUACUACAGAAGAACUUAAGCUUAAUCGUGAUACUAAAUGGGAAAUUGAACCUCGAGAAGAUUUUAUCGAACCAGAAUCUGAAAAAAAUCUUACUGUUAAUUUGUAUUUGGUCGACGCAGAGACGCAGAGUAAUAAAGCUGUUAUUCAAAUUGAAAACAUGAAAGAUAUAUUGGUGCCACUUACUGCUACAGGAGUUGGAACUAGCAUUGUAAUAGGAGAUUUAGGGGAUAGAAUCGAACUUGGGCAUCAAUUUACGAGAAUCCCAUUAAAAUACAAAGUAAAAAUGAAAAACCAAGGUACAAAAAUGCAUGUAUUGGAAUGGAGCGAACACUACAAGAUGCCAAAAAAGAAGCAGCAAGCCGUAGCCUUUUUCAACUUGGAACCUAGAUGUUUUAAAAUGUACGCGGAUGAAGAAUUGGAAUUAACUGUAACGGGAAAUUCAAAUAAAGUUGCUUUAGUUAAAGAAACAUGGUAUUUGGUAGGAAGUAUUGAGGGUAUCAAUAAAAAAGAAUUACUGUUAGAAUGUGAAGUCACAGCCGACUUUAUUGAUCCAAAAAUAGAAAUAUCUUCACCUUUAUUAGACUUUCAGUGUGACCGUGGUCCUUAUAGUGAAUUUUAUAAACUAACAGCUUCCAAUAUAAGCGAAGUUUUAUCACAAAGGUCUGAAAUAUGUUCCGUUAAAAUAACAGGCAACACGGCCAUUGCAUCGGAGGCAAUAAAAGAACGAAUCUCUGAAAUAAACAUCAAAUUGGAGAAUAAAAUAAUGAAAACUAUAGUGCCAAUGAUAGGUGAAGAGUAUUAUGACCCAAAAUUUAAAUGGAUAUCCAAACUUUCACACACAACGGAACAUAAUUAUGACCGCACUAAUGAUAUGUUACUAUUAAUACCACAUCGAGGCAAAUUAAAACCAAAUGAAAUACAGUAUGUUAAUGUGAUGUUUCGCCCUCAAAAUAACAUAAACAUUAGAGCUGUGAUUGAAUGUGAAGUCCUAGGAGGGCCAUCAGAAUUUAUAACAGUUACCGGACAAUCUUCAGACUUAAAAUAUAGCCUAAGCACACGAGAAAUAAAUUUUAAAAUUAGAUGUUUUCAAGAGAACGCAUACGAAUAUGUACGGAUAUGUAAUAAAGCAUUGUUGCCUUUUGAUUUAAAAACGUAUUUAAACGAAUCAAAAUAUGAAAAUGAGCUUAAUGCAACAAUUUUAGAAGUCGUACCGCCUGAAAAAGUAUUACAUCCCGAUGAAGGAAUAGAUAUAAAAGUUAUAAUGAGGCCUGGAGUACUAGGUUACUUCAAGAGAGUAUUUCUUUUAGAAAUUGGUCAUCAACCAAUUAUUCCGAUUGAAGUCUUUGGAUGGGGUGUUAUACCUCAAGUCUAUUUGUCGAUACCUAGACUAAAUAUUAUUGAAGACGUAUUUCCAUCUAUCAUGGAUAUCGAAAUGUCUAUUGAAAGAAUUUUAUUGAUAAAUUAUCUAAACAAGCACCCUGAAGUGUUGAAUGCUGCUGCACAAUCAACUGUCACAAGAACGAGGCCAAUUUCAGGAUUUACCUCAACACCUUAUGUUAUAGAUUUCGGCGUAGUAAUUACAGGUUCCACGGUACACUAUACGGUUGAAGCAAUAAAUUACGGUCCAACAAUAACCAAGUUACAUUUGAGCAAGAACACAAGUAUUCCCGAUUGGUUAAGUUUAAAGUUAUGCGGAAAACUGAAUCCAGGUGAAGUUGGACGAAUUGAUGUAACUUUUUCACCCACAACCGUUGGUUUCCCAGAUCCAGAACAGUGUGUUGAAACUGUAAUCAAUUUAGAGGUAACCUAUGAGGGUUUAUUAAUAUUCAGAUUCCAUAUGAAUCCAAAAAGAAUGACUAUACCUAUCAUAGGAUACGGGGUUUUACCUAAAGUUCACAUCAUUGGACCUAACAUAAGCUUCCCGCCAACUCUGCCUUGGGCCGAAACUACAGAAUACUUUUUCGGAUUGACUAACCCUUGUCCCUUUCCAAUAGAGCUCAUAAUAGCACAUAGUGAUACGAAAUGGCAAGAAGAAGAAGAAAUCUACCAACUUUUGAAUAAAUAUUAUAACAAACCAGAAGAGAUGCUUGUGCCCGCAAUAAAGCCUGGUUCCGGGCUGCCGCCUGAAAUAAGAGAAUUUUAUCAAAAAUUCAAAGAAAGCAUUAAAAAAUAUGCAGAAGAGGCUUCCAAGAUUUUUACGACGAAAACGUUGUCUGUAAAAAAAACAAAGAGUCCUAAGAAUGCAAUAAAAACUAUAAGUCAAUCACUAGAAGUGUCUCCGAGACACCACCGAACCGAAGUGGAAAUUAUCGAAGAAGAACAGUGUCAAGAAAUGGCAUAUUCAGUUGGGAAAAAACUUAACCUACCAACUUUAAGCGUUGAUUUAUGCUUCGUUGAAGCACUAUGUGUCAGUAAUUGUCAAGCAAAACAAACUUUGAAUAGAGUCAUUAAUGAAAUAUACGAAGUAUGUAAGUCUGGAAUAGAUAAAGAGGAUAUAAAUGAACAAACUGAAGAAAUAAAUGAAACAAUCGAUGAAUUUGAAACAAUGUUGGACAAAAUCAAAACUAUAACGAACAAUAAAACGCUCGCUACGCCGAAAUCAAGAGCCAGUGAAAAGAGAAAAAAGAGAUCAACAUCGUCACUCGUAUCUCAUACCGCAUUAGAAGCUAUGGGGUCAACCACAAUGUUUAAUUUGGAAUUAAUUCAAGAGCUCCUAACUGACUUUCUCGAUCAACCUAAAUUUGAUCGUGGUUUUGUGAUCGAUUCCUUAACAAGCGCGAUAUUAAGAAGUCCAUCAAUAGUGCUAACCACUAUUCUUAAAUGCAAACCCACUAUAUUAAAGAUACAUUUAGUUUUAUGUCAGUCAAACUUUAAUAAAUGGGCACAAACGUAUGAAGAAUCGCAAAAAGAUGACGAUAUAACAGAGGAAAUUAUUCAUAAAGAAUAUAGCGAUAGUGAAAUUGAAGAAAUAAUAAAUUCGUUUGAAAACAUGACUGACGAGGAAUAUGAGAACGCAAGUCCAGAAUUAAGAUCAAUAUACAUUUUGCGUGGCUUAGAGGACCGACGUAGGAAACACUACCUAAAAGCAGGGGUCCCAAAAGCAACUGUUAUGAAAGAAAAGGAUACUAAAGGUUUAACCAGCAUGAAAUCUUUAUUAGCUGUAGACAAAUCAGAGUCGAAAAAGAAAAUAAAAAAGGACGAUUUAAAAGGAAAACCAACUAGCGAAUAUUUGGCGAUGAAUAUAAAAUAUAAUGAUUAUUAUAAAAAUAUACACGAAAAUCUAAUAAACAUCGCAAAUAACUGGAUCGUAGAACAGUGUGACUUGGGUUCUCCGUUAAUUGGACUUAGCGGUCAAGUCGUGGGGCAAAAUCAGAAGAAAUCUAAAAAGAAGUCUGAACUACACUUACAGGUGUCUGAAGUAUCUUUUACUGAAAGAGGUUUUCCAUUGACACUUAUUACCUGUCCUUGUAUUAAUUAUAAAGAAGCCGUCGUGAACAUGUUUGCGUCCUCGCCUUCACUUCAGAAUGCUUUAAGAAAAACAGAGAAAAGUGAUAUUUUUAAACAUCCAAUCCAAAAAAAUGAAUUUACCGUUUUACUUCCGAAAAUAUUUCCAGUUAUGGAAGAGGAAGAGUCACUUAAAUGGGUUUAUUUAGAUGAAAUGCCAAUAAAAAAAUGUGAAUGUAAUUUUAUUAACGAUCUGAAUGUACUGGAUGAUUUAUGUCAAGAUAAUGUUCUCAAUAUAUUAUCUAAGUGGAAUUGCAGUUGUGGUAAAAAGGUUAUUUCUUCACAAACUUCUACUACUGAAUUCUUGCCGACGUCUUCGGAAAUGAUAUCUACUGACGAUAGCAAAUUGGACAUAACACCUUAUCCUUUACCUUUGUAUAAAGUAAAAUCGAUUAUUAAUCGAGAAGAACGUAUAAUCUUACAAACAGGAGAUUUAGUACGGUGUAAAUAUACAUUUAGUCCGAAAGUUGAAGGAAAGUUCAAUGUGAAACGAUUCGUUCAAGUCAACGGUUGGCCGGCGUCACAGGUGGUUGUCAACGUUACUGGAAUUUGCGACUUACCAAGAUUAGACAAUCGUCCGAAAAAAAUGUUUAAAAAUUUUGUUAGAAGACAAAUCGAAGACAAUGUGUACAAAGGAACGUAUUUGGAUGAUGUCAAAGUAUUUCAAUUUGGUCCAAUUUUCAUUGGCAAUAAUCGAAAAUAUGAAGAAAAGUACGUCGUUGAUUUAAAGAAUGCUUCGUUAAUCACGACAGAUGUUGAUAUCGAAUUUUUACAUGAGUCUGAAGUAUUUCGUAUUGAUAAGAAGAAUAUAAAGUUAGAGCCGGAAUGUCGCGGGAAGCUAAUAGUAUCUGCUGCUCCAGCAGUAAUUGGAGAGCAUAAAAAUGUUCUGCUAUUUUGUAUUAAAAAUAAUCCAGAGAUAGUCGAAGUGAACAUUGCUUGUAGUGGAGUUGUGCCAAUAGUAGAAAUAUUACCGUCGACUAAAGUCAUAGAUUAUGGCAAACAUCUUCUUUAUCGGCGUGAGGAUGACAGAUUUAUUGUCAAAAACGAUUCCAUUUUGCCAAUUAUGUGGAAAAUUAGAAACGCGAAUGAAUUUCUAGAAAACUUCAUAAUAUCCCAGACAUCUGGUGUAAUACCAAGGCAUCGGAAUCAUGUGGUUCCUGUAACGUACUUAGCCUGCAAAGUAGAAAUUAUAUCAAAUAAAAUAUUGUUAAUCGAUAUUUACGAUUCAGAGGGCAGAGGAGAUCCAAUGAUAGUUGAUUCGCUGUAUCUUUCUGCCGAAUGUUAUGAUGUUAUGGUAGAAUGUGCUUAUGAAAACAUGGAUGAAAAUUUACUUAACUUCGGAAAUGUUAAAGUCAAUUUAACAGUUGCACGUCAGAUGUAUCUAUUCAAUCGUGGAAAAUAUAACAUUUAUUACAAGUUGAAAAAAGUGAAGAAUUUCCCGGAGCCAUCAUUACUAAAAUCUUUCGAAGUCACUCCAGAGUGUGGCGUGUUACCUGCAACAACAAAACUUGUUACCGUAGAAUUUGAAUGUAUGCCCACUACUUCACUGAAUUUGGUCAACGUGCCGGUGUAUACCUGCUCUUUAUUAGACGAUAGCAGAAAACAGACGAUUGUUGCGAAAUUUCCUAUUUGUGUGACAAUAGCAUCGUUUUAUAACACUUUUACACUUUUUCCUUUGGGCGAAUUGAAUUUUCAUGUCAUACCAGUAGGCGUAGGCGUUUUAAGAGAAGUUAUUCUUAACAACACAAGCAAGUGCCCAUUUACAUAUGAAAUUAUAUUACCGUCUGAAUAUCAAGUAGGUCCUGAUAAUGUUCAAUCUACUAAAGGAAAGGAUAAUAAAAUAAAAAAUCCUCCACUAAAUUGCGGAAAUUUUGUUAUAAUGAACGAAGACAACCUUCUAGCUCCUUUUACCAGCAGAACUAUUCAAAUACAAUUUUUGGCAACGGCUGCAAAAACAUUCGAAGAAACUAUACAUUUUGUUGUCAGCGAUACUUGCCCUGCUGAAGCUAAUGGUGUUCCACUUAAAUUGGUUGGUACAGGAGCUAUACCAACACUAGACUUUUGGAAUCUGGAAACCACGUUUAGAGAACAUUUAAUUGUUAAAAAUAUGUCAGAAUAUAAAGUACCAGAGCCUUCACCCCAUUGUGUCUUUGUGGAAGACACAGUUACUCUUCACUUCUUUGGCGUAGUUGUAAACACCAAUUAUAUUGGAGCUAUUGAUUUGUACAACAACGGCUUAGUACCAUGCGCUUUAAAAAUAAAAUUGCAUUACCAGGCAAAUUCCAAUCAAGAAAUAUUUUCCUUAGAUAAAUAUGAGACACACAUUGAACCAUUGAUGCACAAGAACUUAAAUAUAAUUUUCAGUCCAAAAGCUUUAGAGGUAUACAAAGCCGUUUUAGAAGUUAAAUUGAAAAAAGUCGAAAGUGAAGAGCAAUCUUUUAGAAUAUGUUUGAUAGGUGAAGGGGUCAUUCCCAGAAUUCGCAUAAUAUAUCCACAAAUCAAAAAAGAUAAGCAUACUUUACUAGAAUUUCCAGUAACUUGUUUGGGUUCUAUUACUAACAGACAAAUAUCUUUCAAAAGUAUAAGUUCUAUUAACGUUAUGGUUAUAGUGGAUAUUAUUCCAUCGGUUAAAGCAGAUAGACCGUUAUUUUGGCUGACAGCUGAACCUGAUACGGACCACAUAGUUUUGAACGGAAAUAAUGAUAAUGUAAAUAUCACACUAAAAGUGACCAUGAAGCCUAGUGAAUUAGUGACGCUAACUGUUCAUUACAGUCCAUUAGAAAAAGGCAAAACAAACUGUGAGAUCAAACUUACAGUUGUUAAUAAUCCUUUCGAAAAUUAUACGAUAUUGUGUAAUGCGGAAGCUUUUAUGGAAGAUGUUAUCCUAGUGGGGCUAGAAAUGCUUUCGAUGGACGUUGAUUUGGAAACAUAUAAAAUGCCCGCAGAACGGUCUACAGCUUCUACAACUGAUACCAGAAAGAAGAACAAGUCUGCACAAUCCGAUAAAAAGAAAUUAAAAAUCGUCGAUUCUAAGAAAAGUAAAAGAUUUUCACAAGCAUCUAUGAAACAAAGUGAUACAUCUUUCAUGGAUCAGGCACCAACUAUUCUUAAAUAUUUAUUAGAUUUUGGCGGAUGUGAACUAUGCUUAAUACAGAGAAGAUCAGUAAUCAUGGUCAACAAUUCUGAAAAGGUUUAUAAAUUUUCUUGGAUAGAAUCUGACAAUAUUAUUGUUCGACCUUCUGCAGGUUACAUUUCUCCAGGUGAAGAGAAAGACUUGGAAGUAAUUUUUUAUUCUGCAGAACCUGUUGAUAUUGAAAAGGAAUUUGUAAGCUGUUUCUUGACUGUUGUUAGCGAUAAUUCCCUAACAGAAAAUUCUAGAGAAAUUACGUGGGAUACUCGGCAAACUGUAACUUUAUUUAAUCGCAACAGAGAUGUUAACCUUAACGAAAGAUGUGAUAUUACGGUAGAAGAUCAAAUAAUAUCACCAAAUAACGAACCAUUUAAUGAAAAUAUCUCCAUUGUUAUUAUCUAUUCAGUUAAAACGGAAUAUACUAAAUAUGAAUGUGAUUUAGAGGAUGAAAAAUUUUUACAAGAUACUUUUAUAUAUCAGACACGAUGUUUUAAUUUUGAAGUAAAAAACGUUGGAAGAGUACCCAUGAAAAUUACAUGGAGUUUCGUUAUUGACGAUGAAUUCCCUAUUAGAAUAACGAAAUCCAAAUUAAAGGAAGAUGCACAAAAAGUGACAGAGUCUUCGGAGAGUACCGAUAACACAGCAAAUGAAAGAGAUUCCGAAAUACUUGCAAUUGAGAAAAAUAAUGAAAAUUCAAACAGUGGUAAAAAUAAUUUAAACAUGAUUUUAGUAAAUCACAAAAAAACUAUUAUUUUAAAAAUGAUAACUAAGCUAAAUAAUUUAGAUCCUUAUGAUCAAAAUAUAACUUGCAAAAUUACGGCAAAAUCACUAAUUCCUUAUGUUCAUUUGGACAUAGAGGAGAGUGAUUACCUGACGUCUGGUAGAAGAAAAGCGACUGAAGUAGCUUUGCCUGAGCUAACAACCGUGCUAGAAUUUAAAGUGCUCGGCGCCGGAUGUUAUAAGAAAUCAUUUAACGUUAUCAACCCAACGACUCAGUCAUAUGAAUUUAUAUUUGAGGUGGUAAUGACUGAAGAACAAGAGUUCGUUCCUGUGCAUUGUAACAAGUUGAAAGGUUACGUGGAAGGCGGUACAUCCACUGAAGUUGUUUUUACUUUUUCACCACCAUCUCCUGGGGUUUAUGAAUCACAAUGGAAGUUUAAAAUUCCUACCCAUUCGUUGGUGAUGAAUUUGUUAGUGGUAGGUUUCAUAAGAGAGCCAGAUGUUGAGUUUGUCCCGAAAAUUUUAUUAUUAAAAAACUCGUUAGUCGGUUUCACAAGUGAAACUGUCGUAAGAAUAAAGAACAACGAGAAUGAAAGUCUCGGUUUCGAAUUCAAAGGGAACUCAUUAUGUGACGAAUCUGGUGAGACGCCAGUGGUGAUUUAUCCGGAGCGCGGAAUUUUAAAACCACAUUUUGAGACCCCUAUCAAAAUUAGUUACACUCCUAUACAAGACGGGCCGUUAUCUUUCAAGAUUUUUUGCGGCGUUAAACAUCUCACAAAGUUACUAACGUUAUGCGUAAACGCAUUGAGCUUAUCGAUAAAGCCAGUAGUGACCUAUUAUCUUAUUGGUAACGAGCAUAUCCUAAAGAGCGAUGCUGUCACGAAUAUUCAUUUGGAUAAGACAGCAUCAACCUACAAAAGAACAAUACCAUUCACAAUAAAGAAUGACGGAUCGGCGACGAUUUUCUUCGACUGGCAUUAUUCCAGUACACCCGUUAAGAAAUAUCUAGAAGUGAACGUAGAGCCCAGAAUGGGACACGUAUCGCCCGGGAACGAGGUGGAAUGCAUUUUGUAUUUUCAUCUAAUAAAAGUGCCCGUGCGUGCAUUUCCCGUCAGCUUGUCUAUCACAGAUGGCCCUAGAUAUAACAUGUAUCUUUAUGCGGAAAUAGAAAAGCCUUCGUAUCAUUUCUCUUGCAAGGAAUAUGACUUUGGAAUGUGUUUUGUGAACGCUCCUGACUCCACUUAUAAAAAAAAUAUUGCGUUUGAGAACGCUGACACCGUGCCAUUGACCCUGGAUUUAAACUUCUCGAACUUACCGGAACUUUACGUGGAGUACUACAAGGAAUCGUCUGUUCAACCGAACCAGCGCCUAAAAAUAUCUAUUUAUUUUCGGCCAAAGGACGUUAAAAUGUACGAAUUUAAAUUACAAUUUUGGGUGAAUUCACUUUGCGAAGAGACCGUCGUUAUAAAAGGAGAAGGAAUUCCUCUACUAUUCGAUCUAUAUGAUGGGUGUCAAAAAAGCUUCGAUUUAGGUCCUGUUAAAGUUGGUGACAAGAUAGUGCGACAGAUCGAAGUUAUGAAUCAUAGCAAAGCACCCAUAGACGCUAGUUUUAUUUUUAGAGACACAUAUCCUGCAGUAGACGACACCAAUGGCUCUGAAGCAACAAGCAUAUGUUUGAGCCCCGGCGUGAAUACUAAAGAAAGCGAACCUGGAAAAGCAAGAGUAAAAAUGCUACAAAAUUACAAGGACAAUAAAAUUAAAGAACAAAUCGCCUUAGAUGUACAAAAUGCAUUAUCAUCGUUAAAAGUCGUACCAAAUAAAUGCACAGUACAACCUUAUCGGAAAGUUCCAUUGAAAAUACAGUUUAAGCCCAUUGGGCUGAUAAGCACCUUAAAUGUUCAGGCUAGUUGCAACAUUGAAAAUUACGUGCCUUUGGAAUUAGCAUUAUAUGCUACAUGCGUCGACACGGGGGCUUUUCAAAACAAGACAUUAUACAUGGAAUGUCCUGUUAGGGAGACUCAAACAGACCACAUUGUUGUUACAAAUCCAACGGACGAAAUGUGGCUGGUGCUAUCAGAAGUUUCAGGGGAAUCGUUUGAAACGCUCAAAGAGUUUAACAUAGAAGCAAAUACAACAUUCGAAAUACCUAUACAUUUCAAACCAAAAUCGUUUGGGAAGCAUGAGGGUCAAGUACUAUUCUCGCCUCUCGGAGAAAGCGCGCUUUUCAUUAACGUCGUUGGUAUUGCGACACGUCCCAACCCUAAUGGAGACAUAACAUUAACCAUAAAAGCAAAAGACCCGUAUACGGAAGAACUAUUGGUCUAUAACAUCACAGAGGUGAGAUUCACAAACGAGAAGACGCGCGAGUACCAAUUCUACAAUAUUGCAAUACUGGUGACACCUAGCGGAAUUAUGGGAACAUUAACAUUCGAAUCGCGGGCGCGAGAAUCUGUUCAAAAAGAACUUUCCAUUUCUAAUCCCCUUGCUGAAGACACAGAGUUUAAUAUUCAUUGUGAACAUCUUGAGAGUCCUGAUAAACUCAUGAUCAGCAGGAAUUCAAAGGCCACAUUAUCUAUGACCUACUCACCUCUUGUGGUUGGAGUAACUGAAGAGUACCUAGAAGUGUCCAACCCGUUAGUUGGUACAUAUUUGUAUAAAGUAAUACUUAAAUGCCUACCAGCUAAGGAAAAGAAUCUAGAGUUUACAACGCCACUCGGAACAUCCGUUCCUCUACGGCUGAGGGCGCAUAAUAAGACUGAUACUAGAGCAGAGUUUACAGCUACGGUUUCACAUCCAUCAAUAAUAGUUGAAAAAGAAUACGCAUUGGAUCCCUUCGAAAAAGGUAAAUUUCAAGCUUGGUUCGAGCCAACUGAAAUUGGACGCCAAGUUUGUAGAGUUUCUUUAAAGUCAGCGAUCGCUGGAGAGUUUGUUUACAAUAUACAAGGAAUAGCUACAGAACCGAAACCCCAAGGGCCUUACGAAGUGAAAAGUGGGGGAUCCACGACGAUAAGAUUUAAGAAUGUAUUUGAGGGCGAUAGAGUAUUUAAACUAAGUGUGGACCGAAAGGAAUUCUAUGUGAAAUCUUCGUAUGAAUCACUGAAACCAAAAAAGGUAUGA